AUGAUAACGAAACACGCUACAAUUGGUGCGUUAUUGGGACUGAGCUCAGUCGAGAUCCACUGCGGUGUGUUUAUCAUUGUUAUCGUAGUGAAAGGGGGACGUGAGGCAUUGUUACUUGAUGAGUUUCGUCACAGUACCUUCAGCAGAUGCCGCUCGCCUCUGGAAACAAAAACACUAAAAUUGUUGUACCCAUAUCAAAAAGAACACAAGACGAAAAUUCAUUCGGAUUGUUCCCCAAGUAGCACUGCUCAAUGA
Messenger RNA from Acanthoscelides obtectus, 255 nucleotides. The record is from the annotation of a GenBank genome assembly. Lineage: Eukaryota; Metazoa; Arthropoda; Insecta; Coleoptera; Chrysomelidae.